AUGGCCAAGUUUCAAACACCUAUCGCUGAGAUGGUCAAACUUGCAGAGUCUCUGGAAAAGACAAGUAUUCAGGAGACCACUUCAUCGAAGCAAGACGCAAAUCACGCAGGAGGCAAAAUAGCCAAUCCUAACCAGUCCUUAUCUCUCGAGAAGCCUCUCAGGCUUACGGAGCGCUUGCAGAAGACGAGUAUUUCUGAGAAAAAAGAGAAGAACGCCUUCGACUUUGUUGAUACAACCACAGAAAUGGCUAAAGUCGUUGAGAAAUGCCGAAACCUGCCAGUGUCGCCCCCAUCUCUUUUCAUCGACUUGGAAGGCGUCGACCUGGGUCGCACUGGCAGUAUAUCUAUAAUGCAGAUAUACAUCAGACCGCUUAACUACACCUAUCUCAUCGAUGUCUACACUCUCAAAGACCAGGCAUUUUCUAAGAAGGGAGCUAGUGGCAAGACCCUCCGUAACAUACUAGAGGCACCUGAGAUCCCGAAGGUUAUAUUUGACGUUCGUCACGAUUCCGACGCUCUUAAUCACCACUACAACGUCAAGCUCGCCGGAGUGCAAGAUUUGCAAUUGAUGGAGCUUGCAACACGCCCUAGGAGAAGCAAGUUCGUUUCCGGGCUGAAGAAAUGCGUCGAACAUGAUUUGUUCAUGUCGGAGGUUGAACGCAAGGCGUGGGUCGCUUCGAAAGAAAAAGGAAUAAAGCUGUUCGCCCCAGAGCGCGGAGGGAGCUAUGAGGUUUUCAAUGAGCGACCACUGCGCAAAGAAAUUGUUCGCUACUGUGUGGAAGAUGUCCACUACUUGCCGAGGCUGUGGGAUGUAUAUGAUAGAAAGCUAACUCCAUAUUGGAGAACAAGGGUGGAUUUGGAAGGGAAGAAUCGCGUUCGGUUGUCUCAGUCUUCAGGGUUCAACGGUAAGAGUAAGAAUAUGGCAUUAGUGCCCCUUGGUUGGUGA
Aspergillus affinis is the source of this 945-nucleotide messenger RNA. RefSeq names its product ribonuclease H-like protein. NCBI's taxonomy places the organism in Eukaryota, Fungi, Ascomycota, Eurotiomycetes, Eurotiales, Aspergillaceae. Gene Ontology annotation, molecular function: 3'-5' exonuclease activity; nucleic acid binding. The coding region runs from base 1 to 945 and encodes 314 amino acids. Gene Ontology annotation, biological process: nucleobase-containing compound metabolic process. The record is from RefSeq and is a predicted model, not a curated record. The transcript has a single exon.